AUGUUUUGGCUAUGUUGUUUGAUUAGUAUAAAUGGUAAACUAGAUUUAUAUACCACAGGUUACCGAAAAAAUAUAAUUAUGACUGUUGAGUCAUGUUUUUGGGCAGCAUUCGGUGCAAUACUACCGGAUAUCGAUCAUUUUAUAGCUUCAAGAAGUACAAGCAUUGAACUUGCACGUCAACUUCCUGGUAGACCAUUUUUACAUUGGGCUGGUUUAUAUUUACUUAUUUAUACUCUUUUAAUUAUUGGUUUAUUUUUCAUAUCUUAUCCUAUAUGUUUAAAAUUCAAUAGAGUUUUCACUAUAUUUUGGUGUUUCAUAUUUAUUCCAUUUAUAAGUCAUAUUAUACGUGAUGCAAAUAAACGUGGUUUAUGGUUAUGGCCUCCACCAGACUUUUAUACAUUAAUGAAUCUAUCAAAUUUUACAUAUAAUAUAUUAUAUUCUAGUAAUCCGGGAAUGAUUCAUUUAAUCAGAACAUUUUUAUUGUAUUUAGUUGUUUUAAUGUUUAUCAUUUUAGUAUUCCGUCAAUAUGCUUAUUCUUUUCAUUGGGAUAUAUCCAAUUUUGCACCAAUAACAUCUUAUCUUAUUGGUAAAAGUAAUGAAUUUUAUAUAGACCAUACAUUUGUUCACUCACUCUUUUGGUCGAAUUCAAGGAGUUUGCCAUAUUGCUUAACGAAUCAAGCAUUAUCUUGUUUAAUCAUUACUAUUCGUUCAAAUGAUGGGAGCUCUCAAAGAUGGAUUGCACGUCAACGUUCAGAUCCUUACGUAAAACGUGCUCAUCUUGAAAGUUAUAGAUGUCGUAGCGCAUUCAAAUUAUUGCAAUUAAAUGAUAAAAUUUCCGGUGGAAUUUUUAAACCUGGUGAUAUUGUUGUUGAUUGUGGUGCUGCACCAGGAUCAUGGUGUCAAGUAGCUUCAUCUUUAACCAAUUGUAAUAAUAAUUUCAAAGCUUCAAAUAAUCAAAAUAAAGGUUUAGUAAUUGGUCUUGAUUUGUUAAACUUCGCACCAUUGCCUGGUGUUAUUACAUAUUGUGGUGUUGAUUUAAAUAAUUGGUCUGAAUGUAUAAAUUUAAUUAAUCAAUCAAUUUUCAAUCAUUUUAACAAUAAUGAUAAUGGCCGUAAACCGUUACAAUCCGAGAGACAGAAAUCACUGCCGGGUGUUGAUAUUGUCCUCAGUGACAUAGCUCCAAAUGUGUCAGGAAUGCGUGAAAUCGAUAUACCAGCUAUGAUGACAUUAGCGUAUAAUAUUUUACGAGUAGCAAUCAGUGUUUCAAAAGAAGGGGCCAGUUUCGUGAUUAAAUUAUUUGAAAGUGCGGAAGCUGAAGAAUUUAAACAAACAGUUUCACAGUUUUAUACAUUAAAUUCAAAGUGUUCUUCAUUUACGCGUUUUAUUAAACCGGAAGCUAGUCGAAAAGAGUCAUCAGAAAUCUAUUUAGUUGCGAGAGGUUUUCAACUUCCUCAAAGUAAACAGGACAGUUAA
Messenger RNA from Schistosoma mattheei, 1473 nucleotides. The record is from the annotation of a GenBank genome assembly. Lineage: Eukaryota; Metazoa; Platyhelminthes; Trematoda; Strigeidida; Schistosomatidae.